Anopheles cruzii is the source of this 1294-nucleotide messenger RNA. RefSeq names its product protein FAM8A1-like. The record is from RefSeq and is a predicted model, not a curated record. Bases 61 to 1065 code for a protein of 334 amino acids. NCBI's taxonomy places the organism in Eukaryota, Metazoa, Arthropoda, Insecta, Diptera, Culicidae. The transcript is spliced from 3 exons.
ACAAAAUCUCAGUUUGGCCAUACGUGGAUUUUUUUACUCUUAGAGCCAUUCGAAAACGAUAUGGACAGCAACGAGGAAAGGAAACCCGAGAAACAACCCGUUGCCGAUGGAGUCCCGCAGCUGGAUCUUAGCAAAUCGCCCAAAGAAAUUUACUUCGAGCUGCUGCGAACAUGGGUUUACCAUGCCGAGAUGCAGAACCAUAUUCAGGCACACUUUCCGUACUAUCUGAUGAGCAACUAUCCGCAGCUAUUCCAGCUCACCGCCGGCGCGGGAGCAGCGAUGCCAUCCACCGGUUGGAACGGUCUAGUGGCGGGAACUGCCGGUGUGGCAGCAGCGGCUGGUGUGUCCUCAAACUCAUCCACCACGCCAGCAGGACAGCCGAUGGGCCAAGGACAAGUGACCGGUCAGAAUCGUGCCGGAAGGACUGAUUUGCUCGAUCCUACGCGCCCAGAUGCGGCCAUUAACCGGCACGGUGGAUACGAGUACGUGGUGGCCCCGCUGUGGAAGCGAUUCGCAGCGGAAGCCAUCGACAUUGCGAUCAUAUUUUUGCUGAAGAUUAUGAUCACGCUUGCCUUCAUCGACGCGUUACAAAUCGACCUCUUCUACAUGGACCUCGAUGCCAUCCGCAGUUCCUUCGAAGAAGACUAUACGGAGCUGCUAUCGUUCACAUCCGAGCUGAUCUUCCUCGAGAUCGUGAUCAAGAUUGCCGUCUGUAUCUACGAAGCGGUGUGGACAUCACACGUCCAGGUCCUACCGGGUAGUGCUACGCCGGGAAAGAUGCUGAUGGGGCUGCGUAUCGUGCACGCCGAAUCGGUGCUUGUUCUCGAGCCGCAGCCGCAUCCCGCAAUACUGACCAACCAGACGCCAAUGCGGGCCUUACUCUACCCGGCCACGCCGCCCAGUCUCGGGCGCGCUUUUGGGCGGGCCGUGGUCAAGAACGUAGUGAUUACGUUCUUUUUCCCGCUGUGUCUGCUGUGCUUCCGGCAUAAUCGCUCCCUGUACGACGUCAUGGCGAAGACGGUGGUGGUUGAAGAUAAUCCUAAUCCAAUGCUUCGGAGGCGCUAAGCCGUGUAAAGCAAGGCACCGUUUGGCAGCAAGGCUGUGUAACAAGGGCUCCCAGUGUCAGUACCAAAUCGAGCGGCUUGCGAAUUGAAAGCGGUAAACGGGAGGGCGGUAGGCAGAUUAUUUCCUGCAUAAGCAUCUUAUAGUUGAGGAGGGGUUUUACAAUUAAAUGGGCCAAUUCUCAGUUUACCAAAUACAUGGAUAAUGAUUAUUCAUAGCUGAGGCAGCAUUA